GCCCUCUUUAUCCAAGCCACCGUGUCCUCCACGCGCUUCCACCUCCAUGUAAACACUAAACAGUGUCCCCUCCACUAGUCCACUGUGCUAUUGUACAGUUUGACUUCUCAUCUUACCAGCUUCUUGAAAGUCCAAAUUCCAUUUUUUUUACCCCAAAAAAAUUGUGUUUUUUUCUUUUUUUUGGGGGGCAGUGUUCUCUGUGUAACUGUGUUCUUGCUGGGUGGAGAUGAAGUGGGUGAAGACUAAAGGGGAAGGGAAGACGAUGGUGUCGAAGAAGAUGAAAUGGGUGGGGCUAGUGGGGCUGGUCGUCUCUGCUCUCUCCCUCGUCACCCACUUUCUUCUUGCUCGCCACACUUACGGCGGCGCCGCCGUGUCGGAGUUCCGGUCUUCUGUCACCAUAUUCUCGUGGAGGCCCAUUUUCGACAAUGCAGAUCUUCCCAGUGCUAAUCUGAUUCAUGAAAGACUUUGGGGUCCGGUUAGGCCUCUUGAAUAUUUACAUGCUGAUGCCAAUCCUGGAUCCAAUUAUCCAGCAGCUCCUGAAGUUAUGUCAACUGGGUUUAUCUUUGUGAGGAUACGAGGCGGUUUCCAUGAGAUCAGGAAUUCGAUUUCGGAUGUUGUUGCUGUUGCUCGACUUCUCAAUGCUACGCUCGUUGUUCCAGAGAUUCAGUCUACGACGAGCAGCAAGGGGAUCAGCUCAGAGUUCAAGAGUUUUGCUUACCUCUACAAUGAGGAUCAGUUCAUGGCAGCUUUGGCAAACGAUGUGAAAAUCGUGAAAACCCUUCCGAAAAAUCUCAAAGGAGCGAGGAGGAAGAAAGAAAUUCCUUCGUUCAGAGUGUCAUACUCAGCUUCGCCGUCUUUUUACCUGCGCCAUGUUCUCCCCGUGCUGACUCGACACUCGGUUGUUGAGCUUGUUGUUUCUGAUGGUGGAUGUUUGCAGUCCACAUUGCCUCAACAUCUUAUCGAAUACCAAAAGCUGAGAUGUCGGGUUGCUUUUCAUGCCCUGAGAUUCAGAGAUGAGGUCCAAGAACUUGCUAUUAAAGUUUUGAAUAGAUUACGAGCUUCAGGGCGGCCAUUUAUAGCAUAUGAUCCUGGGAUGACGAGAGAUGCUUUGGCAUACCAUGGCUGUGCCGAGCUUUUUCAGGAUGUGCAUACCGAGCUUAUCCUGCACAGGAGAUCAUGGAUGAUCAAACGCAGAAUUCUGAAGGGGAAUCUUUCUGUAGAUUCUGCCAAACAACGUCUCAAUGGAUUGUGUCCUCUUGUGCCUGAAGAGGUUGGGAUUCUUCUACGAGCAUAUGGUUACAAACCAGACACUAUCAUUUAUGUAUCUGGCGGGGAGGUCUUUGGUGGACGAAAGCAGUUAAUUCCACUUCAUGCUAUGUUUGAGAAUGUCGUUGACAGAACAUCCUUAAGCACUCUGUGGGAGCUGAGUAAAAUGUAUGGUCGUGAGACCACGCUCGUGGACAAAUAUUCGACGACUCCUUUGAUCAAGGAAGACCGGAAAAAAAUUCGUGACUGGAAAACUGCUGGCCCACGUCCUCGCCCUCUUCCACCUCCCCCAGCACGACCCAAAUCAUACAACAUUGAAGGCUGGUGGGGUUGGGUGGCUGAGAGUGAUAACGAGCCCGAGAGUAGUAUUGAAGAAUUGAGGACUAAUGCUCACAAGUUGUUAUGGGAGGCAAUAGACUACAUAGUCUGCCUCGAAGCAGAUGCAUUCCUUGCUGGAUUCGAUCGUGAUGGUAAAGGGCACCCCAAUUUUGCUAGUUUAGUAACGGGGCACAGGCUUUAUCAGUUCGCUCCAUCGAGAACAUACAAUCCUAACAGAAAAGAAAUCGCAAAGCUUUUCGAGGAGAUCCGCGAUACAUUAUAUCAGGCCAACCGUACUUGGAUAACAUCCAUACGCAAGAGCCUAAGGAGAAAUUUAGUUGAUGGUUUAGCUAAGGAAUCAAAGAGAACCAGACCACUGUCUCUUCUCGCCUUUCCAGUUUCAGAAUGUUCUUGCACAGUGCAUGUUUCCACCGAAAGAUCAGACAACGCUUCAAGUCCUCCCCAUUCUCAAAUAUCCAAUUCUCUUGGAGUUCUGAGGCACUGCCCUUCAUGGAUGACGAAUGGUCACACCAUAUCUCAAUCGAAGGAUGAAAGCGAAGAGGAUCUUGAUGAAGACGAUUCCUUGUCUUCUGGAUUGUUCUCUUGGCAAAACAACAACAACAACAACAACAACAACAAUAAUAAUAAUAAUAAUCACGAAGGUGAUAGUGGAGAGAUAAGCAACAAAGAAGAAGCUUUGGUGGAAGAUCAAGAAGAGCUCGAGGGAGGAGAAAGAUGAGUUCAGGCAAAGUAUAAUGCAGAGGAUGAACAAAUUUCUAGCUGUGGAAGAUUACGAAUGCAGUUCCUAUAAGUCUAUAACAACGUAAUCUGGAACAGACAGGGAUGUGUUGUGACUGAAACUGUGGAUUCCAUGUGACACAAGGCAUGAAAAGAAGAUUCGGGGAAAGGAAAUCCAGAAGGCUUCUAGUUCGCGAUGACUGUUUGUUGAAUAGAUGAA
Messenger RNA from Ipomoea nil (Japanese morning glory), 2542 nucleotides. RefSeq lists its product as uncharacterized. Lineage: Eukaryota; Viridiplantae; Streptophyta; Magnoliopsida; Solanales; Convolvulaceae. Gene Ontology annotation, cellular component: Golgi apparatus; trans-Golgi network; cytoplasm. The transcript has 10 exons. Bases 227 to 2323 code for a protein of 698 amino acids. The record is from RefSeq and is a predicted model, not a curated record.